AUGCUCCAGAAAAUCGCUACUUUGCUCGAACCAGCCCAUUUAUGGACAUGGGCUGUAUCUCAUUAUCUUCGAGUCUGUCUUGAGGAGGUGUUGAAGGGCCAUAUCCUUGCCCCAAUCUUUCAGACCAAAAACCUCCGUGAUGAAUCUUUUGCCCGUUUCUGGCUUGACUUCAGUGCCUUCGUUGAUAAAAUGUCAGCUCAAUUCGGAUUGAGGGGUUCCUCAGCUCUGAUCCCACCGAUUUUAGAAACAGCCACGGGCAUAGUUCUUGACAUUGGCCCCGGAACCGGUCCUCAGAUGCCAUACCUGUGCUCCCCAGCCAUCAAAGCCAUCUAUGGCCCAGAACCAUGUCUCGGCCUGCAUCGUGAGUUGAAAGCCAAAGCCACUUCCGAGGGCCUAGGUGAAAAGUACUACGUGCUGCUAAGCAGUGUGGCAACAGAAGAACUGCUACCCACAUUACGGGAGACAGGUACAGGAGUAGUUGACUCUUACGAUGAGAAUCCAGAAAACGGAAUCUUCGAUACUAUUGUCUGUGUGCGUGUUCUAUGCUCUGUACCUGAUGUUAACAGCUCCGCUCGUGAACUUUAUAAGCUGCUGCGGCCUGGUGGUCGUCUGCUUGUCACCGAGCAUGUUGUUAACCCGUGGCGUACGGCAAAGGGGUCGCUUGCUUCGAGAAUUGCCCAGGGUGUCUACCAGUUGCUUGGGUGGAGCUUUUUUAUUGGCGAUUGUGCUAUGGAUCGGGAUACUGAGUCGGCUUUGAGGAGGGCUGGGGAGUGGAGUGAAAUUACUUUGGAAAGGUCAUUUGAAUCUUCGCCCAUGCCCUAUUUGUCUGGCAGCUUGGUCAAGGCAUAG
This is a messenger RNA of Penicillium taxi, 849 nucleotides long. RefSeq names its product class I SAM-dependent methyltransferase. Lineage: Eukaryota; Fungi; Ascomycota; Eurotiomycetes; Eurotiales; Aspergillaceae. Bases 1 to 849 code for a protein of 282 amino acids. The transcript is spliced from 3 exons. The record is from RefSeq and is a predicted model, not a curated record.